Aspergillus wentii DTO 134E9 is the source of this 2297-nucleotide messenger RNA. Its product is annotated as putative dynactin Arp1 p62 subunit RO2. Bases 274 to 2226 code for a protein of 650 amino acids. Gene Ontology annotation, cellular component: dynactin complex. Lineage: Eukaryota; Fungi; Ascomycota; Eurotiomycetes; Eurotiales; Aspergillaceae. The record is from RefSeq and is a predicted model, not a curated record. The transcript is spliced from 3 exons.
CUGGCUUGCUAGUUCUUUGGUUUUUCUUCAUCUUUGGCUGUCUAGAGGAUUGGUAGCUAAUCCUAGGGCUACAAGGCAUCGUCUUGCUAUUUAUCGUCAACAAAGUUAUCAGCAGCUGCAAAACCUCGUCGAAAAGAUAUUGUGGCCCCCGCAAAGUUCCAACUCUUCUUCGGGCACAUCUCCACAAACACCAGGGAAUCGACAAAUAAUGAUAUAGCGACCAUAUAAAACCACCUUCUAUCUAUCUAUCUGCUUCACAAUUUAAUCCUCACCAUGUCGCGCCCAUUUCCUUACACCUACAUCUCAUGCCCCUGCGCCGAUACUCCGGUUCCCGACCCCGCCAGGAAACGGAGGUCAAAAGAUUCACCCCAAAAACCAACACCAGAAAAACCGAGCCUUCCAGAGCCCAAGGCGGAGGACUUCGAGGAUGAGGAACAGACUUUUGAUCCACGAUCUCCGCGUUCCAAUUAUUCACUUCACCCCCCGGAGCAGCUGCUUUACUGUGAAGACUGCCAUCAAAUCAAAUGCCCGCGAUGUAUAACGGAGGAGAUUGUGUGUUGGUACUGUCCAAACUGUCUAUUCGAGACCCCGAGUAGUAUGGUUCGAAGUGAAGGCAAUCGAUGUGCAAGAAAUUGCUUCAAUUGCCCCAUCUGUACCGCGCCUCUUGCAGUUUCGACUCUGGAGAAUGUCACUGGGGGUGGAAGUCAACAAGGGCCUUGGGUGUUGUCCUGUGGAUAUUGUAUGUGGACGACACUUGAUAUCGGCAUCAAAUUUGACAAACCGACCAAUAUUCGAACACAACUCUCGAAAAUGACCAGUGGCUCCUUGACGCGAGAGAGGCAAAUGUCCAAGACAUUCGGGGAUCUCAAGUCGCCUUUAUCCACAUACGCUUCGAUUGACGAGCACUUUCCACCCCCCGGAGAAAGCACAGUCGACGAACCCACGCAGGCUGGCGAGCAGUCAGGUCCUAUGACCCCUGAUGCGAGAUUUGCUGCACUGAAGAAUUUCUAUAGAAACCAGAUAGCAGAGACAUCCGCCUCGCCCAACGACCCUCUCGGACCUGAUUUCGGUUCUGGCUUUGCCUCGCCCGGUGCCCUGAACCGCAUCAUGUCCCUUUACACGUCCUCAUCAAGGUUGAGUGGUCUCUACGGAGGAGCCAACAAAAAGCCCAAAUCAAAGCCUCCUGUGAUGCGGGAAGCCCUGAACUCCAGUGAAGGCCUCAAGAUCCCAGCUCCAGACGCAGAGGAUUCAGUUAUUCAACAAAUGGCCUCGGAUGAGUGCGGAUGGGAUGGCCUUGCCUCGAUGGAGCAGCGCUCAUUCCAGUGCCCCGAUGCCCGCUUUGUGGAAGAUCUCCUUCCCUUGCCAGUGCUCCUUCGAACCAAGCGCUCUAAACGAUGCAAGUCCUGCAAACAUAUUCUCGUCAAGCCCGAAUUCAAACCACAGUCGACACGGUUCCGUAUUCGUCUCAUCGCCCUCAGUUACAUCCCUCUUCCGACUCUACGACCCCUGGCGCUGGGACCCCAGGCUGGUCUUCCAUCAACUACCCCAUCACCAGGGUUAAUCCCUAACCUCGACGCCCUGCCACCCCUGAAACCAGUCCAGCUGCUCCUCACCCUGAAAAACCACAUGUUCGACCCGGUGCGAGUGACACUGGCCACACCGUCAGUGACACCAGGCCGCGUGGCCACCAAAGUCACCAUCCUCUGUCCGCAAUUCGACAUUGGCGCCAACAGUGACGUGUGGGACGAAGCCCUGCAGGGUACAACGGCAGCGGGUGAUCAGCGCUCCUCCCGAUCCGGUGGUAUCGGCGGAUACGAAAAGGUUGCAGAAGCAGGCAAAGUGUGGGACAAGGGACGCAACUGGACAAGCGUCGUACUAGAAGUCGUCCCUGGCACUUUACCCGGGGGUAGUAACAAUACCAAAAGAAGACAACCCAGUCUGAAAGAUACCAGCAAAAAGCAAAACGACAGCGACGAUGACAACGAUGACGACGACUCCGAAGUCGACGCCAACCUAUUCGACUGGAGCGGACAAUCCAAAGACACCAGCACCCAACUCCAACCCGACGAAGACGUGUUGGAGAUCCCCGUCUUCGUGCGCAUGGAAUGGGACUCGGAGAAUCAAAUGGAGCAGUCAGUGGGCAAGUCGAACUCGGACACGGUCAAGAGGGAGUUGGCCUACUGGAUGGUUUUGGGGGUGGGGAGGAUCAAUCCGGAGAUUAUCUGAGUGUGUUGUACAUACCUUUUCUGUUGAUAGUUGAUAUAGUUUUAGACUUUCAUACCCAUUGUUGUUAUCUG